AGUUCUUGGUUUAGUCCUGUUUAAAUCCUGGUUGAGUUCUUGGUUUAGUCCUGUUUAAGUCCUGGUUGAGUUCUUGGUUUAGUCCUGUUUAAGUCCUGGUUGAGUUCUUGGUUUAGUCCUGGUUUAGUCCUGUUUAAGUCCUGGUUGAGUUCUUGGUUUAGUCCUGGUUUAGUCCUGUUUAAGUCCUGGUUCAGUUCUUGGUUUAGUCCUGUUUUAGUCCUGUUUAAAUCCUGGUUGAGUUCUUGGUUUAGUCCUGUUUAAGUCCUGGUUGAGUUCUUGGUUUAGUCCUGUUUAAGUCCUGGUUGAGUUCUUGGUUUAGUCCUGGUUUAGUCCUGUUUAAGUCCUGGUUGAGUUCUUGGUUUAGUCCUGGUUGAGUUCUUGGUUUAGUCCUGGUUUAGUCCUGUUUAAGUCCUGGUUGAGUUCUUGGUUUAGUCUUGUUUUAGUCCUGUUUAAGUCCUGGUUGAGUUCUUGGCUGAGGCUCGCUGUGUUCUGAGCAGCAGUUGCCAUGACGACGUUGCCUUCUGUGCCCUCCUCUCAGCAAUUGGCCGCGCGUCCCGUCCAUCAGCGUCUCCCCGCGCAGCGAUUGGCCAUGCGGGGGCGGAGUGGGCUGGCCGCGCGUCUCAUAUCUGCCCCGUGUUUCCUUUCGGGCUCAUUCACUUCCACACGGACUCCCAAAGCCGAAGAGGAGCCGAACCGAGCCGGACCGAGCCGCACCGAGCCCAGACCGGACCCAGACCGGACCCAGACCGGACCCCAGCCGCCCCCGCCGCCCCUGACCCCAGCCGCCGGCGCCAUGGCAACGGUCAUCUGCACGCGCUUCACCGAGGAGUACCAGCUCUACGAGGAGCUCGGGAAAGGAGCGUUCUCCAUCGUGCGUCGUUGUGUCAAAGUUCACACGGGACAAGAAUUCGCCGCCAAGAUCAUCAACACCAAGAAACUGUCAGCACGAGAUCAUCAGAAGUUGGAUCGUGAGGCUCGGAUCUGUCGCCUCCUCAAACACCCGAACAUCGUGCGACUCCACGACAGCAUUUCUGAGGAGAACCAUCACUACCUCAUCUUUGACCUAGUGACUGGAGGAGAGCUGUUUGAGGACAUCGUAGCACGAGAGUACUACAGCGAAGCCGACGCCAGUCACUGUAUCCAGCAGAUCCUGGAGGCCGUGCUGCACUGUCAUCAGAUGGGAGUGGUCCAUCGCGAUCUCAAGCCGGAGAACCUCCUCUUGGCGUCGAAGUCCAAAGGUGCGGCGGUGAAACUGGCCGACUUCGGUUUGGCCAUCGAGGUGGAGGGAGACCAGCAGGCCUGGUUCGGCUUCGCGGGGACCCCUGGGUACCUAUCCCCUGAGGUCCUGAGGAAAGACCCCUACGGCAAAGCAGUGGAUCUAUGGGCCUGUGGUGUGAUCUUGUACAUUCUGCUGGUUGGAUAUCCUCCAUUCUGGGACGAGGACCAGCACAGACUCUAUCAGCAGAUCAAAGCCGGAGCCUACGACUUUCCUUCUCCUGAGUGGGACACGGUGACUCCUGAGGCCAAAGAUCUGAUCAAUAAGAUGUUGACCAUAAAUCCGUCCAAACGCAUCACCGCCGCCGAGGCCCUCAAGCACCCCUGGAUCUCUCAUCGCUCCACCGUGGCGUCCUGUAUGCACCGACAGGAAACCGUCGAGUGUCUCAAGAAAUUCAACGCUCGACGAAAACUCAAGUCUUUUCUGAGGAAAGAGGUGGCGGCGGCGAGCGCAUCAGCUGGGUCCAAUUCAGAGACUGUUUAUGUAAAUGGGAGUUCCAAACAGGAAGAGUCGUCUGAGAGCACCAACACCACCAUCGAGGAUGAGGACACGCGGGCUCGUAAACAGGACAUCAUCCGAGUGACGGAGCAGCUCAUCGAGGCCAUCAGCAACGGAGACUUCGAGAGCUACACUAAGAUGUGUGAUCCUGCUGUGACGGCCUUCGAACCCGAGGCUCUGGGAAACCUGGUUGAAGGACUCGACUUCCACCGAUUUUAUUUUGAAAACCUCUGGUCUAAGAACUCGAAGCCGGUCCACACCACCAUUUUGAAUCCUCACAUCCACCUGGUGGGCGAGGAGGCGGCUUGCAUCGCUUACAUCAGAGUCACGCAGUUCAUUGACGCCAACGGCUCGCCACGCACCGUCCAAUCAGAGGAGAGCAGGGUGUGGCACCGCCGCGACGGCAAGUGGCAGAUCGUCCACUUCCACCGGUCCGGCUCGCCCUCCACGCUCUGCAAUUAACUUCCAGAUAUGGGCACGCCGCCCGGGACUUCAGCUUUGAUUGACAGCAGGCCCAGCGUCUGACAUCAUCGUUGAGUGGGAGGGACCAGACUCGUCGACCAAUCAGCUUCCUCCUGCUUUAGCUUUAGUUUUAUUUUGAAAGAGGCGGGUGGGGGUCACGGCCGCCUCCGGAUCUGGGACGAAACACGAAACAAAACACAGAUGCCACUAAAUGCACCCAUGAAAUCAAACGCACUCAUGAAAUCAAACGCACCCAUGAAAUCAAACGCACCCAUAAAAUCAAACGCACCCAAAACAUUUUACACACCCAACACAAACGCACCCAUCGAAUCAAAUGCACCCAACUCAUUCGCACCCAUAAACUCAAACACACCCAUAAAAUCAAACGCACCCAUGAAAUCAAACACACCCAACUCAAACGCACCCAUAGAAUCAAACGCACCCAACUCAGUCACACCCAUAAAAUCAAACACACCCAUAAAAUCAAACGCACCCAACUCAAACACACCCAUAAAAUCAAAAGCACCCAUAAAAUCAAUCGCACCCGACUCAAAUGCACCCAUAAAUUCAAACACACCCAUGAAAUUGAAUGCACCCAAACUCAAAUACACCCAUAAAAUCUAACGCACGCAACUCAAAGACACCCAUAAAAUCAAACACACCCAUGAAAUCAAAUGCACUCAAAUCAAAAGCACCCAUAAAAUCAAGCAUACUCUGCCCUCUGCGCCCGCUGCAGACGCAGAGUUCGUUCCAGAUCCGGACGUGGCGUCUUUAGUUUCUUACAGUUGAAGUUUACAAAGCUGAGAGGAAUCGCAGAACCAAACGCUCCCACUUUUCUGUACAAAGCUUCAUUAAUCAUAUUCUUACGCACGUAUUUAAACACACAUGUAUAUAUAUAAUGUAGAGAGAGUUUAUUAUAGAGAGCAUUAUGGCCAAUCACAGUAAGCGCUGUCGUCUGUUGCUGGGCAGAAAAGUCUUCUGGUGUUAUUGUGCACAAGAUGGGUGAUACUGGUCCUGGUUUAGUCCUGGUUUAGUCCUGCUGUUGUCCUGGUAUAGUCCUGGUUUAGUCCUGCUUUUGUCCUGCUUUAGUCCAGAUUUAGUCCUAGUUUAGUCUUCAUUUAGUCCUAGUUAAGCUCUGGUUUAUUGUUUAUUAUCUAAACCUCUUUAGACCAGACGGAGUCCUGGUUUAGUCCAGGUUUAGUCCUGGAUUAGUCCUAGUUUUGUGAGGGGUGCACCACUGCUGUUGCCUGUACAUGGCCUAGCUGCAUGUAAUGUUUUGGUAUCGGGUUUGGGUGAGUUUUUAUCGUUAGCCGCGUUUCCUCUCGGCUUUAUUUAUUUUAUUUAUUUAUUUUUUUUUUUUGUGAAUCUUUUUGAACAUUUUAGAGAACCAUUUUUGGACUUUUUGCUUCUUCCACGGAGUUUCCACCGCCUCCGAACAUGAACUGCGAUCUUCCAAAAAACGCCUCGUCUCUCCGGCUCACGGCGACACGGAGAGCGGCAUCGCAAAAAGACGCUAACGGCAACAACAAGACGCUGCGAAGAUCUGGACCUGAACGCCAGACUGUCCGACGGGUCUGCGCCGGGACCAGGACCCGAAUUCUUCACCCUCCAAUCAGAGCGUCCGCUGUCAUCUGUUACGAGGCAGAACUUCAGCGCGUCCGUAAACAGUGAAUGUACCAAGCCCAAGUGCAUCGUGGGAAAUGGAGUUUGGAUGUUUUGGUUUGAUUUUCUGCUUUUAUACACCAUUGCACUGGGACUAAACCUGGACUAAACCCGGACUAAACCCGGACUAAACCGGGCCUACGUCUCUUCUAAGGAGGACGCCGCAUUAGAACAGGUUAAAGCCCCACUGCAGGACAUUUCCUCACAUUAGAACAGGGUUACAGAGAGAAAAACUGAAUCUGUCUCUUUUAAACUUUUGAAUCCUGCGAAUGUGUAAAACCAAAGCCGAUCCACGAAUGUAAAAACGACUCAGGGCAACAUCACUGCUCCCUACGACAAACCUGGUUUAGUCCUGGUUUAAUCCUGGUUUAGUCCUGGUUUUAGGCCUGUUUUAGGCCUGUUUUAGUGUUAGUUUUAGACCUGGCUCAGUCCUGGUUUAGUCCCUGUUUUCAGACCCAGCUUCGGUCCAGUUUUAGUCCUGGUUCAGACCCUGGUGUAGUCCGGGUUCAGUGCCCAGUCCAGUCCGGGUGAAACCUUAGCCGUUCUGUUAGCGUCACGGGCUGGUGUGGCGCCCCCUGCGGUCCUCAGUAAUAAUGGCUCCCCUCUGGCUCCGCCCACACCAUGUUUGGACUUCCUGGAGCCGUGACAUUUUGUACAGAUGCAUGACUCGUGUUUGUGUUUGUCUCAGAGCCGCCGCGGAGCCACGACGGCCGCCCGGUCAGAGCGAUGCUACAGUAAGACCCGAACGAGACCCAAACGAGACCCAAAUGAGACCCAAAUGGGACCCAAAUGAGAUCUAAACGAGACCCAAAUGAGAUCUAAACGAGUCCCAAACGAGACCCAAAUGAGAUCUAAACGAGUCCCAAAUGAGACCCAAACAAGACCCAAAUGAGACCCCCAAACAAGACCCUAAAUGAGACCCAAAUAAGACCCAAAUGAGACCCCAAACAUGACCAAAAUGAUACCACAAACAAGACCAAAAUGAUACCCCAAACAAGACCAAAAUGAUACCCCAAACGAGACCCAAACGAAACCCUAAACAACGCAAAAGAGCUAAACUUGCCAGAGUGUGAAACUGUGAAAAAUGACUUCAAAGUUUCUGUUUUGUCCAGACAAAACUAUAACAGGUAGGGCUCCCAAAAUUCAACAACUAGAUGCUAUUAUGAGGAAAUAUUUCUUUGUGAAAAAUGAAAAAUCUUGAGCUCAAAAUGGACCUUUGACCUUAUUUGGAAGUUCCUGUACCAUGUAACAAUCAAGUCAGUUUCUGCUUUUUGCCUUUGCACGAUUCCUUAUUUUAGUUUCAUGAUACAAAGGCAGAGUAUAGGAACUGACAAAUAAGGUCAAAGGGUCAUUUUGAGCUCAAUAUUUUUCACAAUGUUUAUUCACAUGAUAAAGGAGGUCUCAAAUACAAACUAAAUCUGUGCUCGUGUGAACGUAUCCGAGUAUUUUGAAGAAGAGCGACGUAAGUGAACUGGGCCACUUCACCUUAAACAGAACUUUUGUCUGUGUUAAAUAUUUCGAGCAGGUGAGUCUCAGGUGAGCUGCUUUCACAAAGAAAUGCAAGAGAGCGACACAACAGACUGAAAUGAUAAAUGAAGUACGGCAAACCUCCGACGUGGAACAGUCAGGGUCAGGGUUCGUAUUCCUCAUCACGUCCUGGUCCCUCCACAGACACAGGCUGGAGAUUUACUAUGUCCUCCUGAGGACGCGUCUCUGGAGUGUCUCUCUGGAGUGUCUCUCGGCGCAGCGGACAGAUUCACGACCCACAGGUUGAGGGAGCAAUUCCAGCUCCCACUGAUCAAUACAUGCUGUUGUGUCAUUGGACGGUUAUUUGGGCAUGUCCAGGGGGCGUGUCCUCUGGCGUGUGGGCAUGUCCUUUGGCGCGUGGGCGUUUACUCUGGCGUGUCCCUAACAUGUGGGCGUGUCUUGGGUUGUGUCCUCUGGCCUGUGGACGUGUCCUGAGGCACGUGGGCGUGUCCUCUGGAGCGUGGGUGUGUCCCAAACAUUUGGGCGUGUCACAGGGCGUGUUCUCUGUCCUGUGGGCGUGUCCUCCCGCUUAUGGGCGUGUCCUCCAGCGCGUGGGCGUGUCCCUGGCUCGUGGGCGUGUCUCUUCGCUCGUGGGUGUGUCCCUGGUUCGUGGGCGUGUCCCUUGGCUCGUGGGCGUGUC
Boleophthalmus pectinirostris (great blue-spotted mudskipper) is the source of this 6065-nucleotide messenger RNA. It is a transcript of the gene camk2a, whose product is annotated as calcium/calmodulin-dependent protein kinase II alpha. The record is from RefSeq and is a predicted model, not a curated record. The transcript is spliced from 17 exons. Gene Ontology annotation, molecular function: calmodulin binding; calcium/calmodulin-dependent protein kinase activity; ATP binding. Lineage: Eukaryota; Metazoa; Chordata; Actinopteri; Gobiiformes; Gobiidae. Gene Ontology annotation, cellular component: cytoplasm; neuron projection. Gene Ontology annotation, biological process: protein phosphorylation. The coding region runs from base 506 to 2236 and encodes 576 amino acids.